AUGCCCGCCAACGGAGUGUGCAGCGUUGGGUUGGAGGUGAUCGAGGAUACGGCCACGUAUGCUAGCGGAUCGGAUAGUGCUGGCGUGUCGGAGGACGAGGAUGUCCAGCAGCUGUUCGUCAAUGGGACGCACCGGGUGUCGAGUGUGACACCGGUGAAGAAGGUGGACUCGCGCAUCAGCAAGCAAUCCCUCGGGGAUGAGAGCAGAUCGGGUGUGUCCGAUCGACGGUAUGCGAGUCUCCCGAGUCGGGAUCAGCAUCAGCAAUUUUUGACCGAAUUCCUCACGGAGGUGCUCAAUUCGGCCGUCUUCAAUGCAACGGAUCGCGCCAAUAAGGUCCUUAAUUGGGUUGAUCCCGAGGAGCUGAAGAGGACCCUCGAUUUGGCGCUUAAGGAUGAGCCGGAUACGCACGAGAAGCUGCUUGAGUUGACGCGGGCCACGAUCGCGCACUCAGUCAAAACCGGGCAUCCUUACUUCAUGAACCAACUGUUCUCGUCCGUGGAUCCUUACGGAUUCGCUGGCCAGGUGCUGACGGAUGCGCUCAACCCCAGUGUCUACACGUACGAGGUGUCGCCCGUGUUCGUGCUGAUGGAGGAGGUCGUACUGCGGGAAAUGCGCUCGAUUGUCGGCUACCCCGGUGGUGAGGGUGAUGGAAUUUUCGCCCCCGGUGGUUCGAUGGCCAACGGGUACGCAAUUAGCUGCGCUCGGUACAAGUUCAUGCCGGACAUCAAGGCAAAGGGAUUGCAUGCCCUUCCCCGGUUGGUCAUCUUCACCUCGGAAGAUGCACACUACUCCGUGAAGAAACUGGCCUCGUUCAUGGGUAUCGGCUCGGACAACGUGUACCCCAUCAAGACGGAUGAUGUAGGCAAGAUUCGUGUCGAACAUUUGGAAAGUGAAAUCUUGCGUGCCAAAGCGGAAGGAGCCUUACCGUUCAUGGUGUCAGCCACGGCAGGAACCACAGUAAUUGGUGCCUUCGACCCGUUGGAGCAGAUAGCCGACUUGUGCGUCAAGUACAACCUCUGGCUGCACGUCGAUGCGGCCUGGGGCGGUGGUGCACUGAUGUCGAAGAAGUACCGCACCUUGCUGAAGGGAAUCGAAAGGUCCGAUUCGGUUACGUGGAAUCCACACAAACUGCUGGCGGCCCCGCAGCAAUGUUCCACGCUGCUGACCCGCCACCGGAACAUCCUGUCCGAGUGCCACUCCACCAACGCGACGUACCUGUUCCAGAAGGACAAGUUCUACGAUACCCGGUACGACACCGGCGACAAACACAUCCAGUGUGGCCGGCGUGCGGAUGUGCUCAAGUUCUGGUUCAUGUGGCGCGCCAAGGGAACCGCCGGUUUCGAGCAGCACAUCGACAAGGUGUUCGAGAAUGCGGAACACUUUACGAGCAGUAUUAAAGCGCGACCCGGAUUCGAGAUGGUCAUCGAGAACCCCGAGUGCACGAACGUGUGCUUCUGGUACGUUCCGCCGGGUCUGCGCAGCGUGCCACGUGAUUCAGCCGAAUUCCGGGAGCGGUUGCAUAAGGUAGCACCGAAGGUGAAGGAGCGCAUGAUGAAGGAAGGAUCAAUGAUGAUCACCUACCAACCGAUCCACGACAAGCCGAACUUCUUCCGGCUUGUGCUGCAAAAUUCGUCGCUAGACAAGUCGGACAUGAACUACAUCAUCGAUGAAAUCGAGCGAUUGGGCAAGGAUUUGUAAGCGGACACCAGAGAGUGGGACACAGUACAAUCCUUGUUGUUGCAUGUUGCUUAAAUUAUUUUCCUUCUUCGUCGCGUACAGUUGUAUUUAUUGAAAGCAUUCGUUACUAGCUUCUAAAUUAACAGGAGAUACUGAAAAAAAUCCACAAAUCACCCUUAUCGAAGAUAAUAAGAAAAAAAUAAAUAAUGGCAAAGGACUACAUCCGUCGUGCGCUUGUACAUGACGGUGGUAAAGUUAUAAGAAAAGCAAGAGGUAGAAUAUCAUCGAUUUCCAAGGAUACGAUGUUGUUCGCUUAAGAUUACUUAUUUGUGCUAUAUUGUAAGCAUGUUCUAAU
Molecule: messenger RNA, 2032 nt
Organism: Anopheles nili
Lineage: Eukaryota; Metazoa; Arthropoda; Insecta; Diptera; Culicidae
Gene: black
Product: cysteine sulfinic acid decarboxylase
Exons: 4
Coding region: 1-1698 (565 amino acids)
Biological process (GO): carboxylic acid metabolic process
Cellular component (GO): cytoplasm
Molecular function (GO): pyridoxal phosphate binding; carboxy-lyase activity
Source: RefSeq, a predicted model, not a curated record